AUGGAUCAAGGGUGGCAACCAUACCAGGAUCCCCUGAUGGGUCGCCCCGCGCAGUUUAAUACCGGGUUGGCGUCUCAUCCACAGCAGUUAGGCUCAAAGUACGGCCAGCCACCGCAGUCGUCACAGCCCCCCGUCGGAUACACCUACGAGACCUUUCAAACUCCCGGCACCACCUCCAAGCCUCCAUCUUCCGGUCCCAACUCUAAACCUGUCUCCAUGGCUUCAUCUCCCACUGCGACGCCACGCAGUAGAGAUUAUGUCACUGACGCUGACACCAACAUGGAGGAUGCGGACCCAUACAAUCGGGCCAAGUAUCCGUCGCGACCGAACCAUCACAGCCGCCCCUCGUCUCAAUUCCUCGGCCAGGCUGAGGAAUCGUCGGCUGCUCGCCGAUACUCUCCAAUGAAUGCUCUGUCGUCGCCUACCUCAUCAUAUCCUACCAGUCCUGGAAAGGCCCAAGGCUCGUACGGUUUCCCCCCAACGGCUCAUGGUCAGUCGCGACGAUCGCCGACCCGGGCACCCGACUAUUCCUCGCCGCCGCAAGGUUACCAGUCGCCGCCAUACUUCCCCCGCUCCAAGCGACCGACCUCAGCCUGGAUCAAUAUUACCCCCCCCUCCGCAUCCUCCCACAUGGGUACUCCAUUUGGCCAUGGGACUCGGUCCCCUCGAUCUGGCUCCUUACCAUCGCAAGUGCCAGGUCGUGGUCCAGUCCCGAAGUUCCAAAAGAUCAAAUCAGUGCAGGAGCUGCAGCCACGGGUUCACGCCCAACCCGCAUAUCGGCGCGCCAACCCGGAGGGUGGCUUCAUCAGCCCACUUCAAGCAUUGACCUCCCACCUUCCGUCAACCUAUCGUAUAUGCAACCCGAACUUCAACUACGAGUCCUCGAGGAACCCCCCGACGCGUCCGAGCAAGGGAGUGAAAAACGAUGGCUAUGAUAACGAGGAUAGCGACUACAUUCUCUAUGUGAACGAUAUUCUAGGUAGCGAAGAGGCUGGUCACAAGAACCGUUACCUCAUUCUCGAUGUCCUUGGUCAGGGUACUUUCGGUCAGGUGGUCAAAUGUCAGAACCUGAAGACCCAAGAAGUUGUUGCAGUCAAGGUCAUCAAGAACAAGACAGCCUACUUCAAUCAGAGUAUGAUGGAAGUCUCAGUGUUGGACUUGCUCAACAGCAAGUAUGACAAGAACGAUGACCACCAUCUCCUGCGACUUAAAGACACCUUUAUUCACCGGCAGCAUCUUUGCUUGGCAUUUGAGCUGCUCAGUGUCAACCUUUACGAACUCAUCAAGCAAAAUCAAUUCCGGGGGUUAAGCACGACACUCGUCCGUGUCUUUGCGCAGCAGUUGCUGAAUGCAUUGAGCCUUUUGAAUAAAGCUCACCUAAUCCAUUGCGAUCUGAAGCCGGAGAAUAUUCUCUUGAAGAAUCUUGAGAGCCCCAUUAUCAAGGUUAUUGAUUUCGGAUCUGCAUGUGAUGAGCGCCAAACGGUCUAUACGUAUAUUCAAUCACGAUUCUAUCGUUCGCCGGAAGUCCUACUUGGCUUGCCGUACUCAUCUGCAAUUGACAUGUGGUCGCUUGGCUGUAUCGUCGUCGAGCUCUUCCUGGGACUGCCUCUCUUCCCAGGAUCUUCUGAAUACAAUCAGGUCACCAGAAUUGUCGAAAUGCUCGGACUUCCCCAGCAGUGGAUGCUGGAUAUGGGCAAACAAUCCGGCGAGUUUUUCGAAAAGACACAUGAUGAGUACGGCCGGAAGACACAUCGUCUGAAGAGUCUUGAGCAAUACUCGCGAGAGCACAACACGAAGGAACAGCCCAGCAAGAAGUACUUCAAUGCUUCAACGCUGGAGGAGAUCAUUCGCAGUUACCCUAUGCCGCGCAAGAACAUGAAGCCGGCUGAGGUUGAACGCGAACUCAACAAUCGAAUUGCGUUCAUUGACUUUGUGCGAGGCCUCCUAGCCAUCAACCCCCUCGAGCGAUGGUCGCCUCAACAAGCGAAAUUGCAUCCGUUCAUCACUCAGCAGAAGUUCACCGGUCCUUUCAUGCCUCCCGGGAACUUGAAGUACUCGGCUCCCAACAAGACUGUCGCGCCCGGUGUUCAGCAGCAGCAGCAGGCUGAGGCCACUAGCAAGCAGAGAGCCGCCCAAGCCGCACAGGCACAGCAGUCAGCAUACAACAUGCAGAUGAAUCAGCAGUACCACGCACCGGCGCAGCCACAACAAGCUCCCCCAGCCAUGUACAAUGGAAUGUACCAGCAACAAGCCCCUCCUCCACCUUACCCGACGCAGCCACCAGGCUACGGUUACCAGAUGAACAUGGUCCCUGGUCAGGUUCCUGGCCAGAGCCUUCAGGCCCAAGCUACCACUCGAGCCGGUCGCCAACGUGCGUCAACAAUGGAUCCCAACGGCGGAGGCAUUCCGUCCACAAUCCAACGGGUGGCCAGCCACUUGGAUCCCAAUGCCCCAAUUCGACUGCAACCCAGCCCCGCAUACUAUCCCCCGCCUCCAGACGGGUAUAUUGAUCCAAACAAUGCCAACCAACGACGCCGUGGCAGCCGCACAGGUGGUAACGGCAAUCAACGAAACCGAGACUUCAUUCGUACCCUUGAAGACGGCGUGCUGAACGAAGGCUACAUGGGUCAGAACCAAUGGCACUAG
Penicillium manginii is the source of this 2646-nucleotide messenger RNA. RefSeq names its product putative protein kinase Yak1. Gene Ontology annotation, molecular function: protein tyrosine kinase activity; ATP binding; protein serine/threonine kinase activity. Gene Ontology annotation, cellular component: cytoplasm; nucleus. The record is from RefSeq and is a predicted model, not a curated record. Bases 1 to 2646 code for a protein of 881 amino acids. Gene Ontology annotation, biological process: peptidyl-serine phosphorylation; peptidyl-threonine phosphorylation. Lineage: Eukaryota; Fungi; Ascomycota; Eurotiomycetes; Eurotiales; Aspergillaceae. The transcript is spliced from 10 exons.